Messenger RNA from Talaromyces proteolyticus, 4155 nucleotides. RefSeq lists its product as uncharacterized. The transcript has a single exon. Bases 1 to 4155 code for a protein of 1384 amino acids. The record is from RefSeq and is a predicted model, not a curated record. NCBI's taxonomy places the organism in Eukaryota, Fungi, Ascomycota, Eurotiomycetes, Eurotiales, Trichocomaceae.
AUGGCGAAUAUUCAGGACUUGGACUUGAAUCUCACUAUCCCUCUAAAACUAGACGCUUUCGUUUUGAAUGAAAAGCUCAGCGAACGAGAUCAGAACAACCUAAACGCCGACCCUGCCAAAGAAGCCAAAAUUGCACCGAUCACCCAGCCCAACUACACGUUUCUCCAGCUAGAACACCAGCUCCUUCAGCAUGAUAUUCUGGACCAUGUGGACCUUCACAAUGCUUUCCCCGCUAGUUCCAACUCCCGGCUUUAUGAUUUGGGCAAGGGUAAACCGAGAGAGAACCGAAUGGGCGUUUAUUUGCAUUGGGUGAUGCCUCGCUUCUACCGAACUGGCACGGCUGCAACCCAUUCGGCUGCCCCGGGCCACGACCAGGAACGCAAGGCCAAAGGCUUCAGCAGUAGCACGGGGGAAACGGCAAAACGGGACUAUAGCUUACCUGCCUUCCGUCCCCUGCCAAACCGAUGGCUGGUUAUUCGGAAACUGGAUCCCAAGGCAGACACAACUGAACCUAACAAUACCUCGAUUGAAGCGGUGGAGUCAUGGGUGAUUGAAAGUGAUCGAAUCCAGCCGAUUGAUAAAAUUGGUAAAGAUAAAGACUUGCAGGUAGACGUUUCGCCAUAUAUCACCAGCAACAACCAAAGCGUGAAAGGUAUCAAAUUGGACAGACAAGCGGAGAUCUUCAUUGGGUACAAGGAGUCAACUAAAACCUGGAAAGAAGGCAAAGAUGAAGUAGAGAGAGUGGACCUGACAGCUGUGAAUAGUUCCAACCAGCUCUUUCUUGACUAUCAGUCACAUUGCAGCAAUGUCUUUUCUACCGUUGACGCGUUCGAAUAUAAGGAAGGUGAAACUAUCAAGCGACUCAAUAAGGCCAAGGCUGAUUACUACGUCAUUGGAUGGCACUCAAAUGAUACCCAAGGGCCGUUUGGAGAUCUGGAUGAUACAAUUUCCCGAGAGGAGCGUUUGAGGGCUCUGUCGAUGGAACUGAAGGGUGAUCCUAAGGAUUGGCCAAAAGAGGUUACAGUCUGGCUGUCGAAAAAGGAGGUCGCCUGCAGUGUCUGUCAUGGGGCCAUGUAUAACGUGAUUUGGGAUCGUAACAAGCGACCAGAAAACAUCCCAGCCAACAAGGCAUCUGAACAUCUCCUCAGCUCGAUGCCAGUGACGGUUGGCACCACCCCCAUCGAUUCACUUCUGUCCUACAUUGACUGUCAUAAACACGCUAGUGAUGAAACACCUGAGCAGGAGAAACUUGAAAAUGAUUUACAUCUUCUUGAACCACUUCUUCGUGCGCAAGAUGAAAAGGUGAAUGUCCACCGUGUCGCCGUCGAUGAGGUGCAAAACUGGAACUUCGCUCGUGAAUCUGGGGGCUCGCAUUGGCACAUCCAAAGCCAAGAAGGCGAAAAGACUAAAAUACCUUCUGACGAUGAGAUAGAAGGGCUGGAAAAACUCAACAAUGCACAGAGAGUCCUAGAUAGCACCCAAAGACAAAUUAUACAGUUACGAUGGGAUAUGUUCUCGCACUGGUGGAGAUAUGUGAGCGGAGAUGUUGACUCGCCGACAACUCAAACAAUUAUCGAAUCCCUCAAGGCUAGAGUGAAUGAUCUACUAGGAUUGGUUACUCAGCAGUCGAAAUUUAUCAACAAUCAAUUGCUGGGGAACCAAAAAGCCUUCCCUCAAAAGCCUCAACAAGGGGUCUUGCCCGAAUUCAGCCAGCCUCGGGAUCCGACACUUUUGGUGUCUGGCAUUCAGGCUGGAUGGCCUGAUGAUUAUUUGGACGAUCUGCAAGUCCGCUUAGACAACCAACUGAUCAGCUCUGAUCUGACCGAUGAUGAGGCAGCUAAGUACGGUAUUAAACAGCUGCCCAGCGAGCUUUUCCAAACAGCAAAAGGACUAGUUGGAGAAUUCAACAGAUUAAGUGAUCCAGGUGCCGUGGGGGGAAAUGGGCAUUAUACCCCUCUCUACCACGACAAGGGCAAGCAUGGCGCUGCUGAUUUACGGGACCAAUGGGCGAAAACGCAGCCCUGGGCACCUUUAUUUCUCGAAUGGCAGGUGGAAUAUUUCCAUAUCCCCUGGGAAGAUUGGUCUCUGUCGGAGGCUUUAACUCCGGAAUGCAAAGACAAAAUCGACAAGCGAUGGCGACUGGCGAUCGACCCCAAGGUAAACCUUCUCGAACCCCAAAUUGACGAUAAACGGCUCUUGUCGGGGCGAAUUUUGCUUCUUCCGCAACCAAACUUCUCUCUACAUGCAUCAAUCGUACAGCUAUUGAACUCAGUCAGUCCCGAGGUCAAGAAAAAGUAUGAUAUAGAGGAGCUUGCAAAAAAGACGUGGAAGCUACCUUUCCUUUCUGCCCCUUUGGAUGGCUUUACCGACCACCUUCUGACUAUGGUGCAUGGCACGCAUAUCAAGCCAAACGCUAGAUACCCUGCUGGGUAUGAUCUGGAAGGAGUACACCCUAUUGACGAUGCGCUGAUAAGCCCAUUUAAGAAAGAUCAUUUGGGUAUUGUUGACAUUUAUUCCGAACAGACACCUUAUGGAGCGCUUCUCUCUAAUUCACUGACUGUACUGAAUGAAAUUUCACCAACAAAGACACGGCCGCAUCCAUUCAAGCCGGUAACGCAUGGCCAAUUCCGCUUCUCGAAACUGAACAUCAUCGACAAGUUCGGCCAAGCGAUCAACGCCAUUGACGCUCGUUAUGGGCAUGAAGAGGAUGAGGCUAUCUAUCCUUAUCUCAGCUCGUAUUACGAGCCACAGCUUUACGAAGGUAACCCAAACCUAGUUCGGCAGAAUGGAGAAAGCCACCAGGGACAUGUCGAGUUUGCACAGGUGCCUCCGAGUAUCAAUCAGCCGGCACGACUGAAUUCUACGUUUGUGAUCUACGAUAAGCGCCAUAAAGGUCCAGAUAGCGAUUAUUCAUACUGGCGACCUGUUACUGAAUGGGAGAAUCCGAUUUGGGGAUGGAUCGUACUCAACUAUGUUGACAACGGGAUUCAGAUCUUCCUACAAGACGGGACGUUCUAUCGAGAAGUUCGUUUGGCAUCUCCAAAUGCACCAAAAGAUGCUUCGCUCAGUGCUAAAUGGCUACCGUUUCCACCACCAACGGAUAUGAAGAAUACUCAACAGGUGGAUCGUCUAAUCGAUAAACUCUCUAAGGAUCAAGAAUACCUCCAUGCAUUCCUCAAGAUGGCGAAUGACUCGCAGGAACAGUCAUCAUCAUCAGUUCCCAGUGCGUAUGCUGGUUUCCUAAACUCUCUUGUCGGUCGACCGCUGGCUCUGGUUAAUGCCGGUUGGUCUCUGGAGUUAUCAAUAGACGAGAAGAAAAACCAGGCCCUUUCUGCUAGCGAAGAGCAGCCUGUUCAUCUUCUUCCCGAAAAUGGAAAAACUUACGACUUUCCGAUUAAAUUGGGUGAUAAGGACCGGUCAGGGGAUGGUCUCGUUGGAUAUUUCCAUCUCAACGAAACCGAUCCUGGCACAGACCUGACUCCUGGGAACGAAUUAGACCUGAGAGUUAUCUAUACCUACUACACAGGAAAAGAUGAAAGUGGGCUUCUUAAGGAUAUUGCGGAUGUUGAUUCUAAUAAACCUCCCAAACUUUCUUCUUUUUGGCUCAAACCAGAUGACUAUACUGCUCAAAGUGACCCUGCCUUGGAAAAAAAAGCUCGGCUGUUCGCUCGCAAUUGGAACAAGAAGCUUCAUGUCUUCGGAACCAUCGUCGACCCUUUCCUUCCGAUUACAACAUUCAGCAGCAUCCUUCCAAUGAAUAAUCUUCAGCUUCCACCAUGGACAUGGCAGCAGGCAAUGCAGAAAAUGACAGCUUUCUUUCAUCUAGGUCCAAUUGUUGUAACAGAUGACGUUGAGAAAUACAAUACAAAGGAAAACGAGCCCCUUCCUCCAAAUUACAAAUUCGAUCCUGCUAAUGACCCGACAAUCAAGAAUAGUGCAGUGGGUAUGCCAGCGUUACAGACAGGGAGUUGGGCAUGGCUGCAGCCAUUCCUCAAGGACCGAGAUACUGAGCAAGAGUACAAAGCGUUGGAACCUGGGAAAGUUGAUUCUGGGCCAAGUUUUGAGAGAGGGCCGUACACCGCCCUUGAGGGGUAUCUGCAGCUAAAGCAACCCAUCGUUCGCCCUGCUGUUAACGAUACUGAAGGGCUGAAGUGA